This is a messenger RNA of Suillus paluster, 993 nucleotides long. RefSeq lists its product as uncharacterized. The record is from RefSeq and is a predicted model, not a curated record. Gene Ontology annotation, molecular function: hydrolase activity. The transcript has 9 exons. The coding region runs from base 1 to 699 and encodes 232 amino acids. Lineage: Eukaryota; Fungi; Basidiomycota; Agaricomycetes; Boletales; Suillaceae.
AUGAGUUGUCUGGACUGCAACAGGGGAUCGAUCCUUGAAGGCCAGCCCACCGGUUCAUUUACCGAUAUCGAUGGCGUCAAGGGUGGUCGCGCGGUCAUCCUCCUCGGCGAUGGUUUUGGCUUACCGCUCGAGCUGGCUUGUGACCCGCUUUUGGACGUGAAUGGGAUGACAGACAACCUCCUGCCGAAGCGACCGCCCCUCUGGGACAAGAUAAAAUUCGUUGUCAUGAUUCUACUGCCGCGCAGUGGGCUUAUGCGUCGGGCCGCCCUGAUUUCUUCGCAAUUCAUCAAGAGAAUUCGUGAACAGUGGAAAUACGACAGAAUUGGUGCUGUCGGAUACUGUUUUGGAGGACCUCUCGGUGUGAGGCUAGCCCCACUCGAUAUCUUUGAUAGCUUAGUAGUUUGCCAUCCCGGGUGGGUCUCUGAGGCUGAAGUGAAGGCAAUCAAUGUCCCUACUUCCUGGGUGUGUGCGGAAGAGGAUAUAACUUUUGGUCCUGCUAUCCGUAACCAGGCUGAAGCACUGCUCGCAGCUCGUGAAGGGAAGGAUGAUUUCGUCGAUUACGAGUUCGUGGAUUAUAAAGGUACCGUUCACGGAUUUGCCUGCCAGCCCCCUUUAGAAUUCCCUGAUGUCAAGGAGGCGUUUGAGAAAUCUAUCGAUCAGACCCUGAAGUGGUUUGAGAAAACACUCCUGGUGACCUAGGAGGCUUCGACGGUGGUAUGAUGUUUAUGAAAUUCUAUAAUUUCCUGUUCUGAGUUUCGCAUCUUCUGAAUCCGAGUCAUGUUAAUAUCUUAGCUUCUUUUCUUUAAGUUGCUGUUCAAUCCUUUUUAACACAAGUCUCAUUGGUCCAAUGCGUUUGAACUUUCAUGGCCUACCUUGGGACUAGUCCCUUUACCUUUCGCGCUCCGCUCUCGACUUGUCGAUCAUGCCGAGUGAUCUUAAUGAUCCCGAACGGUUGAGCAUUUAGGGGGUAGUGCCUGCUCGUUGUCGUGCCAG